Mesocestoides corti is the source of this 363-nucleotide messenger RNA. NCBI's taxonomy places the organism in Eukaryota, Metazoa, Platyhelminthes, Cestoda, Cyclophyllidea, Mesocestoididae. The record is from the annotation of a GenBank genome assembly.
GCGGACGAGGAUGCAAGCCAGCACUCCGGCGCUGACGCCGAUUCGGAGUUCACGUCGGCCAUUUACGGUGAGAUGGCCAAGUCGCCACGAAGCAUCAUCACCGAGGAGGAUGUUGCUCACGGCGGUGGAGCAACAGGUGACUCCAGCUCCACCACGAAUGUUGGCGGCAGCGCCAACGUAGUCCCCAUGGAUACCUCCAACCCGCUGACGUCUUCCGUCCCGGCUUCAUCUGCAUCGGCGGCUACCACGGCUAUCAAUGCCCCUCCUGCAGGCAAGAAGUCAAAGGCAAACAACGCCGCGACACGUCGUCAUCUUAACCUUGGCGUUGGGGGCUUCCGUGCCAGACCUACUCGCGUGUACCAG